Molecule: messenger RNA, 1482 nt
Organism: Austrofundulus limnaeus
Lineage: Eukaryota; Metazoa; Chordata; Actinopteri; Cyprinodontiformes; Rivulidae
Product: dynein heavy chain 10, axonemal
Exons: 9
Coding region: 58-1482 (474 amino acids)
Biological process (GO): microtubule-based movement
Cellular component (GO): axonemal dynein complex
Molecular function (GO): dynein light intermediate chain binding; dynein intermediate chain binding
Source: RefSeq, a predicted model, not a curated record
GUUGUUCCGACGGUUUUAGCUGCUGAGUUUGUUAAGUUAUUAAUUUAUUUUAUUGGAAUGGCACAUGRCGAUUUGCGGGUGGAGUGGAUCCGACAGAAGGUCACCGCCGGUUUUGUUUUAGGCAAAAAGUAUCCCGAGUGUUUCGACGAACUCCUCAAACGGGACAAUGGACAGGAACAGGAGAAAAUUGUCCGCUUUUUGAACGUUGUCUCUGAGGAGGACCGUAGUUCGUGUCUGUACUUUUUCAAAACAAUAAGAGAGGAAGAAGUUGAAGUUCCUCUUGGGAAGAAAGUUGAAGAGUCAUCAGAUUCUGUUCCGACAUCUUCAAGUGAAACACAGCUCACCUCUGACUCAAAUGAGAUAAAUGAGGAAAGCCAUACAACUGAAGUCAAACUGGUGUGUCAUGCUGAACUUCAUAUCUCAGUGGAUCAGUUCCCAGAGAGAUUUUUCAAAUCUYGUGUCAUCUACUUCAUCAGAAACACCAAGGAGACUGUUGUUCAGCCACUGGACAUGAAGGAGGCCAGCAUCAUAAUGCCUAGGUUGUUUAACUUUGGCAUGCAGUCUGGAAACCCCUUGCUGGCACUACAAAACAAACUAGUCAAUAUCUAUAUACCCAUGUUCACUGCCCAGAAAAUGACAGCGACAGGAGAAAGUAGUCAACACAAGCAGAACUGUCCUCAGGAAAAGAUCAGUAGAGGCAGUAAAAAGAAAAAGGGUAAACUGAAAAAACAAGGUGAGCAGCUCAUGAUGUGUGAUGAGUUGCUCAACAGGACGCACAAAUUUUUGGGAGUGGUCAACUCAACUCUUCAGCAGCUUCAAAUUGAAGGUGAGACUGUACUCCAAAUUCCUGAUCUGGACUUGAAGCAGGAGGUGAACAUGCUGCUUGAUAACCAUGAGGUGUUGGAGAAGUUGGAGCAGUGUGUGAUGAACUGGCAGACUCAGAUUACCAUUGUUAUUGAGGAACAGCAAGGCAAAAAGCCACAGGCACCUGGGCCAAUGGCAGAGAUAGAACUCUGGCAAGGGCGUGCUUCUGCUCUCAGUGGCCUGUGUCAGCAGCUCGAACAGCCUGCAGUCAAGAAGAUCAUGGAAAUACUGACCAAAUCAGAUUCAGGCAUUGUUCACACCCUGAAUGAAACUAUUGAUGAAUUAUCAAAAUACCAUUUAGAGUCAGRUCAAAUUACCUGUAUCCUUAAGACACUGGAAAGACACUUUAUGAACCUGGCUACUGGUGCAGAUUUUGCCAUCAUGCUUGACACCAUCCCUGAAAUGAUGGAGACCUUACAGAUUGUGUACACAAUGUCUUACCGCUACUACUCAAAUGAGCGUGUGGGGCCCCUAAUGGAGCGUAUUGCCUGGCAGCUGUGUGAGCGAGUGGCUCAAGGAAUUGAUGUCCACAGUCUAUUCAGGUAUUCAAAGAAAAAAGARAAGAGGCCAAAUCRUUGGUGCUCGAGGCUAAGCGGGUUCUGGAGACGUGGAAGUUGA